GUAGAUUUGGAAGUGACUGGUAUAUCCCGUAGCGGGCGUGUGAGAAAGAAGAGUUCUAAGUUAAUGGACUUUGAGUCUCCUGACGACAUUGAAACGAGAUUUAGGCGGCAAACGCCCGUCAAACCGUAUGCUGGUUUCCGCCAGGAAGAACCACAAGAAUAUCAUCAACAGGAGAGUGCUGCAGCCAGGCAGGAUGACGCGGGAACGGCGUCUGGCAGCGAAUCUGAUUAUUAUGAUAAUCCCGGGGAAAAUGCUGAUAGUGGUGAACCACAAAAUUGCAGCCUGGAGUCUGACAGCUCGGCAUCAGACGAGGGUUCCACUAGGACCCCUGCUAACUCCUUAUACAUGAUGGAGAAGUCCAGCAAGAAGAAACUGAUUGUCAAGGAUGGAAGGGUCGUCGGACGCGCUAAGGCGCAGAGGAAAGACAAAGGUAAGACGCGUAUAACCGCAUACAUGAUGUGGGCGAAGGAGGCGCGCAAUGAACUACUGCGCAAGCACCCUGACAUGGACUUCUCUGCUAUAUCCAAGAGGCUCGGAGAGAUGUGGUCUAAUGUAAACUACAACGAGCGCUACCUAUGGAAGCGCAAGGCGAAACGUUUCGCGAUGCAGAAGGAACAAAAUAACCAGUCCACUAACAAGAUUAUCGUGUCUAACCCAAGUCGUCCCCUGUCUUCAGCCGGUCCGGGUCGCCCCCCGAGGGCACAGCCCCGGCCACAACCUGCACCUACUACACCGCCGUCACAGGCGCUUGUGCCUGCGUCGAGCACGUCGGCCCCCAACUCCGGCAUGUACCGUGUGACUGGGUGCGGCGCUGUGGAGGUGGCCGCCCAUCUCCGACUGUUAGGGGAGAGCCUCGCCAUCAUUGGGGAACGACUUAAGGAACAUGAGGGCCAAAUCGCAGUAUCAGGCUCAGUAUCAGUGCUACUGGACACGCUCCUAUGUUCCCUCGCGCCACUACUCAGCGUCUGCCGAGCUCUGCCAGCCAUCGCCCCGCCGGCCAGCCUUCUACAAGACACGCUACAUAACAUCGCAUACAUCAUGCCUGGACUGUAA
Molecule: messenger RNA, 1053 nt
Organism: Spodoptera littoralis (African cotton leafworm)
Lineage: Eukaryota; Metazoa; Arthropoda; Insecta; Lepidoptera; Noctuidae
Source: the annotation of a GenBank genome assembly